Molecule: messenger RNA, 694 nt
Organism: Caenorhabditis sp. 36 PRJEB53466
Lineage: Eukaryota; Metazoa; Nematoda; Chromadorea; Rhabditida; Rhabditidae
Source: the annotation of a GenBank genome assembly
AUGCGCUUCCACACGUGUCUCAGUACGUUUUUGGCACAAAACUGACCUGAAACUCGUUGCUUAUUUCAUAUGCUGCGAAACGCGUUUUACGACGACCGAACUGUGUGAAAGGCAUGAGCAGGAGCACUUUAAGUAUUCAGAGUAUGUGCAGAAAAACAUUUCAAGCUAGAAAAAUUGUUUUCAGAUUGAAUGGAACCGACGCCCAGUGCUGCCCAAUCUGUGGAACGAUGGAAAUGUGGUCGCUGCCCAAAGAUGUACGCAAUUUUCAAUCUAAAGAAACCCGGAAAAUCGCCCCGAUUUUCGGCACUUUUCAAUGCGUUUUGUUUCAGCGCUCGACCGAUUCGCUGCAAUCGCAUCUCGUCCGCCACGAACUCGAUUUUCGCGUCGCGUGAACAAUGUGUGUUUACAGUUCAACAUCCUCCUCAAAUCGCACCUUUCGACACGCGGCGAGCUCGUCGUCACAACGGGCGCCGAAUAUCAGAACUAUGUGGGACUGAAGGUGGCCGGACGGACCCAAUCGACCGUGAGACGGACAAUAUUGCCGUCGACAGGCCCCUCCACUUGCACCUGCACUUCUUCUUCUUCGGCUCAACCGACGGGACCGCCGACACGAAAUCCGAUCACGGUCUCGCUCGCGGACCGCGGAAAUGCGGCACUUUUAUCGAUUGCCGUCUCAAUUGUUGGAGACCAAUAA